ACUCUGUAUUGAAAAAAAGCUUUUACUUACUGUUCCAAACACAUGUUCAUUCCCAGGUUGUGGAAAAAAUGUAGAAAUAUUAGAUCAAGCCAAUCCUCUUGGCACUGUUUCCAAUUUGCCGUUAACUGAUCCCAAGAAGGCCUUCCAAUCAACUAGAAUUUUACCUUUGAUGGGCGAAACAUUUAUCCUAUCUUCACCACCUAUACGGAUACUACCUAUACAGAUAGAAGAGAUCAAGGAUACAGCAAUUCAACAAGUCAAAAGUAAUUUGAG
Molecule: messenger RNA, 273 nt
Organism: Racocetra persica
Lineage: Eukaryota; Fungi; Glomeromycota; Glomeromycetes; Diversisporales; Gigasporaceae
Source: the annotation of a GenBank genome assembly